GGCAGUUCCUCUUCUUCAUUCCUUGUAAGACAAAAAACCUACCCUUGUGCAAGAUCUUCUGUUCAUCUUCAGCUGGGAGCUUUUCUCCCUUGAUCUGCGAAAGAGAGAGAUGGAGAGAUUUGUGCGUCUCAUCUUCUUGGUCUCUUUGUCAGAAGCGUAUACGACUGAGGAUGUUACAAUAGUGUAUGGUGUCGAAGGGGAGCCCAUCUCCAUCAACUGCACCUACAGCCCAAAAGAAAACCAGUGGCGAGAAAAGAGCUGGUGCAAACACAUCAGUGAGAUGGAGUGCCAGCACAUUGUCAGUGCCCGGCGCUUUUGGAUGCCAUUCCUCAAAAGAAGGAAUGGCACUACUGCCAUUGCCGACAACAUCAAUAAGGGGAUCCUCACAGUGACCAUCAACCCGCUCAGAAAGGAAGAUGCUGGUUUGUAUCAAUGCAAGACAGACUUCUUGGGGAUUGUGAAUACCCUUCAGAAAGUGAGGGUGAAUGUUCUGACAGGGAUUCUGGAAACUGAAGCAUCAGAAAUGCCCAGAGCUGUACACAGCAUCUCCAGGAGAUGGUUGGCAUAACUGAAUAUAAUAGAAGAAAGGAGGAAAAAACCAAAGAUUUACAAGAGAGGGGCACAGAAGUGACUCCAACAGAUGAGAGGAGAAGGACUGGCUUGCUUUAUCCUGCACUCUGCAAAGACUGCUGUGGUUUUAUUUGCGAAACCAAAUUUUGCCAGCAAAUCAGACAAACAGAACUUUGCUUCUUUGUCCCUUAAAUUUCUGGUAUGUGCCAUUACUAACUAAGUUUCUAAUAUCCAUCCUGAGCCUGAGUCUGAAACUGGUUGCGUAGUCAUGGCACCACCUCUCAAGGGGUCAAAGCUCCAGUAGUCUCCUGCAGCCAGGGUUGGGGAGCGGGGGCUCCCUAUUGGCUCUAUCAAGUAACCCCCUCCAUCCCUUCCCAUCAGGUAACUCAUGUCUCUUCAGACUGGCCCAUUCUUCAAAACCACUCUCAUUUUGUCUCUCAUAGGGCUGUAUAUUGCCCCAGUCUUUGUCUCUGAGUGAAAGUAAGGGCAAGGUGUCAACUAAAAUCCAGAAAUGGAGCCAUCCUGCAAACUAAUAUGAACUGCAGACCUCAUGGCUGAACAGUCAGCCUAUGUUUUGGACUAUACUGGUUCUUCUCCCAUUCCCAGCACUUGGUACCACCCAGCAUGAUGAAGAACUUUGGAAAACCUGAACAUUUGCAUUUUUGUUUUUAUUGUUGUCUCAGUGUUCUCAGCUAUGCUUUUGGCUGCAGGCAGGCUCUUGACUGGACCUUUAAAAGAAAAGCAAGCUAUUUGUCUUUUCUUUUUUUUAAAUGGUGCGGUGAAUAUUCACUGGCCUAAUACAUACUUAAACUUUUUUUCCCCAUUUCCUUGGUUUCUCCAUGGAGUCGAGAAGGUGAUUCAUUUGCCAAAGGCUGCAGAUCAAAUAGGAUUGCUUGGGGUCCUUUAUGCCAUUUGGAUGCAAGGAUUGCACCUGUUUAGCCUGAUCCUUUAACACCAUGUAGACAAGCCCAAAGUUAACUAGAUCUGCCGUCAAGCAUUAAGAGUGCUGUAAAGUCAUUACAAAUGAGAAAGGUCUAUUUUCUAGUUGUACAAUCAGAGGGCUACCCAGCUUCUAUUCUUUGUUGUGGUUUAUACUUCCUCCAUUCUUCACAGUAUCAUUACUAACUUUUGACUCUUACUCAUCAAAAGCUCUGGUGAGAAAGUAUGUUUAUUUCCUCUGGAGAUAAAAGUUGAUUUCUUCUUGCUACACACUUAACAUUUUGGCUGUAUGUUUUCUCUUGAUAUGCAAAAUAACACGAGGAAAGAUAUCUGGGAACUCUGUGUUGUAGACCACUAUGCAUUGUUAAAACUUGAUUAUGAUUUGCACUCAGCACAGCUAAAGGUGUCUUUUUGAUACCUGAAUGACAAGCCACUUCAACCAUCCAAAUUAACAUAUUGGCAAUCUCAUUCACAUUAAUAAACAUGGAUGGUGAAAAUCUA
This is a messenger RNA of Pogona vitticeps (central bearded dragon), 2010 nucleotides long. NCBI's taxonomy places the organism in Eukaryota, Metazoa, Chordata, Lepidosauria, Squamata, Agamidae. The record is from RefSeq and is a predicted model, not a curated record.